AUACGACAGCUUCCGGUGGUGUGUGUGAAGGCAAAAUCUUAUUUCGGUUCUUGAAAACACAAAUGCUUAUCUGCGUAAUGGGGUUACAAAGAACUCUGAAUUAUUUUCAAAGGAUCUUAAGUUUAAGAUCCACGUCUGUGGUGCCUAGCUCGAUGUUUGGAGAGGCCUCGCAGUCACGAUCUCAUCUAUUUACUACGCCGAUAUUUUACGUUAAUGCCGGUCCACAUUUAGGACAUGUGUAUUCUGCUGUUCAAGCUGAUGUGCAAUAUCGGUAUGCAACUCUUUGCGGAGAGGACGCCCGGUUGAGCACAGGUACAGAUGAGCAUGGCAUGAAGGUACAGCAGACAGCAGUGGCUCUGGGUGCAGACCUGCACACUCUCUGUUCAUCGGUCUCUCAUCAGUUCCGUUCGGUAUUUGACUCUCUUGACAUCUCUUAUACUGAUUUUGUGCGUACCUCUGAGUCCCACCAUGCACAAGCUGUAAAAAGAUUCUGGUUGACCCUCGAAGAAAAGGGGUACAUUUACAAGGGAAUAUACCAGGGGUGGUAUUGCACUUCUGAUGAAGCAUUCUUGAGUGAAGAACAAACUGCAGAGGGAAGAGACCCUAACGGAAACCAAAUCAGAGUCUCUGUAGAGAGUGGACAUCAGGUGCAUUGGAUGAGCGAGGAGAAUUAUAUGUUUCGCUUGUCUUCCCUACGUCCUUUGCUGUUGCGUUGGCUGCAGUCCGAUCCUAUACGCCCUACCAAAUUCCUCCGUGUGGUACACCACUGGUUAGAGGAUGAUCUUCCAGACCUGUCUGUCUCUCGCCACCGUAGCCGUCUAUCAUGGGGUAUCCCUGUGCCUUCUGAUCCAUCACAUGUCAUCUAUGUCUGGUUGGAUGCUCUGGUCAAUUACCUGACUGCUGCAGGAUAUCCUGACCCACAUUUGGCACCUUGGGGCCCAUCCACCCACAUCUUGGGAAAGGAUAUACUCCGCUUUCAUGCUAUAUACUGGCCAGCAUUCUUGCUUGCUGCAGGCCUGCCCCCACCACGGACAUUAUUUGUACAUUCACACUGGACCUGUAAAGGGGUUAAGAUGUCCAAAAGCCUACAGAAUGUUGUGGACCCAAUUGAAUGCAUGAGACGCUACACAAGAGAUGGCCUACGCUAUUACUUGCUGCGCAAUGGUGCCCCGGAACGGGAUUGUGAUUUUAAUCAUCAUGCUGUCCAUGCACUGUUGAAUGCCGAACUUGCAGAUGCUCUGGGGGGACUACUGAACCGAUGUACAGCACAUGCUAUAAAUCCCAUGCAGCACUUUCCAAAAUACUACCCAAACAGUAUUCCGUUGUCUGCUCAUGGCCAGUUAAAUGAUUUACUGAGGUCACUGCAGGAGCUUCCAUCAGAAGUGGAGCAACGAGUGAAGACAUUUCACGUAAACAAGGCCUUGGAGGCAAUAUAUGCCAGAGUACGUCAGACUAAUGCUUUUUUCCAGAGUCAGGCUCCUUGGAAGCUGUGCGGAGGAAUAAAAGAAGAGUCUGAAUGGGGUGACUCUGUACUUUAUAUAACACUUGAGGCACUAAGGCUUUACGCCACCCUUCUACAGCCUGCUGUUCCUGGUCUCUCUAAAGCUCUCCUGGAACGCCUUGGUGUUCCACCUGUUCACAGGACACUCAAAGGAGGUAGCUUUCUGGCAGCUGCAUGGGGAGAGAACUGUUGCUUUCAGGGUCACCCUCUUGGGCCUGAUUGUGGGGUACUAUUUCCUAGACUGGAAAAGAAAUCCAACAAAGAACCAAUUAUAAUUGGAAAGUCAGGAUAACAGAAAAGUCUUUGUUUCACAUAUUAAUAACUGUUAAGUUUAUUUUAAGGUGUCAUAAAAGUCAUUC
This is a messenger RNA of Spea bombifrons (plains spadefoot toad), 1860 nucleotides long. It is a transcript of the gene MARS2, whose product is annotated as methionyl-tRNA synthetase 2, mitochondrial. The transcript has 3 exons. Gene Ontology annotation, biological process: methionyl-tRNA aminoacylation. The record is from RefSeq and is a predicted model, not a curated record. NCBI's taxonomy places the organism in Eukaryota, Metazoa, Chordata, Amphibia, Anura, Pelobatidae. The coding region runs from base 63 to 1793 and encodes 576 amino acids. Gene Ontology annotation, molecular function: ATP binding; methionine-tRNA ligase activity.